Messenger RNA from Exophiala dermatitidis NIH/UT8656, 195 nucleotides. RefSeq lists its product as uncharacterized. The record is from RefSeq and is a predicted model, not a curated record. The transcript has a single exon. Lineage: Eukaryota; Fungi; Ascomycota; Eurotiomycetes; Chaetothyriales; Herpotrichiellaceae. Bases 1 to 195 code for a protein of 64 amino acids.
AUGGGUGAGGAGAAAAAGACCGAUCAAGAUGUGGAAUACUUCGAUCUGCGAUGCCAGUAUCUCGAUUUCGACGGCAAAGUAUUUGGAACGGUCCAGGCUAAGCUUUCUAUCGAAAAAUUCCAUGGAGCCAGACAGAUCCACACUCUGAACACAUUUCCGCUCAGCUUUCAUCCAACCCACGGGAAUAUUAGGUAG